This is a messenger RNA of Centropristis striata (black sea bass), 2185 nucleotides long. RefSeq names its product islet cell autoantigen 1-like (gene ical1). Bases 366 to 1943 code for a protein of 525 amino acids. Gene Ontology annotation, molecular function: protein domain specific binding. Gene Ontology annotation, cellular component: Golgi apparatus. Gene Ontology annotation, biological process: regulation of transport. The transcript has 15 exons. The record is from RefSeq and is a predicted model, not a curated record. NCBI's taxonomy places the organism in Eukaryota, Metazoa, Chordata, Actinopteri, Perciformes, Serranidae.
GGACUACAAAAAUACACUAUAUCCGGUCUUGGACGACGAAAAACCGCGCCAUUUCCGUUGGUUUUCUUGGCGGACUACAAACACGUCAUCGUUAACUCGCUCGGACUACAGAAUGACGUGGUCCUCCUCGGUGCACGAGCGGCCCCUGGUGGCGGGAAGAGCAGCUCCAGAUCCUGUUAGUGACUCAGGUUAACAGUCAGUGUGUGAGUGGUGAUGAGCCUCAGGAGGCUAAAUACAGGAGCUAGCAGGAGCUAACAGGAGCUAGCAGGAGCUAGCAGGAGCUAACAGGAGCUAACAGGAGCUAACAGCUGCCACAAGGACUCUACUAACACCUGAGAUAAUAAGGACAGAAUCAGGCUCCAGACAUGGACGGGCUUGCGGGGGAAAUGCUGGCGGGGGUCCAGGACAGCUCCGUCAUGGCUCGCAUGCAGAAGAAGUUCUGGAAGACGAAGCAGGUUCUGAUCAAAGCCACGGGGAAGAAGGAGGACGAGUACGUGGUCGCCUCCGACGCUGACCUGGACGCCAAGCUGGAGUUCUUCAGGUCGGUCCAGGUGACCUGCACUGAGCUGCUGAAAGUCAUCGAGAAGUACCAGCACCGCAUCACACGUCUGUCCCAGGAGGAGAACGAGUUGGGUCUGUUCCUUCGGUUCCAGUCAGAACACGACAAAACCAAAGCUGGAAACAUCAUGGACGCCACCAGCAAGGCCCUCUGCUCCUCAGCCAAGCAGAGGAUGUCCCUGUGUCCCCCCCUGCGGCGCCUCCUCCAGGAGGUGGAGACGUUCCGGCGCAGAGCGAUCUCUGACUCCCUGCUGACCGUCUCCAGGAUGGAGAGGAGCAGGACGGAGUACCGAGGAGCUCUGCUCUGGAUGAAGGACGUCUCCCAGGAGCUGGACCCAGACACCUACAAGCAGCUGGAGAAGUUCAGGAAGGUCCAGAGUCAGGUCAGAGGGACUAAGAGCCAGUUUGAGAAGCUGAAGAACGAUGUUUGUCAGAAGGUGGACAUGCUGGGAGCCAGUCGCUGCAACAUGCUGUCUCACUCUCUCUGCACCUACCAGACGACUCUGCUCCACUUCUGGGAGAAGACGGCCCAGUCCAUGCUGGAGAUCCACCAGUCCUUCCAGGGAUACGUACCCUACCAGUUCACCACGCUCAAGGAGCUCAGAGACCCUCUGGAGGAGCUGACGGAGCUGCAGAGACAGAAGGAGACGCAGGAGACGGCUCACAGUCUGGUGUCCCUGGAUGAGGAGCAGCCUCCAGGAGGAGCUCCUGGUGCAGACUCCACCAGCAGCACCAGUGAAGGCCAGCUGAGGGACAGUGCGCUCCUCAGCAGCCUGUCAGCAGGAGGAGACCUGAUGCUGCUGACCUCUGACCUCCCAGGACCUCCAGGAGUCCCCCUGCAGCCUCCUGCUGCUCCUCAGGGAGGAGAACUCCUCCUCCUCCAGCCGCCAGCCAGCGGUGCUGUGGAGGAGGAGGAGGAGGGGGAGCGAGGAGACAUGGCGUUCCUGAAGGACCUCCUGAGUCCUGGUCCAGGGUCCAACGAUGACUUCAGCAGAGAGUGGCAGGACGCCUUCGGGGUCUUCGACCAGCCGUCCACCGUCUCCACGGCAACCACCACCGUCUCCACGGCAACCACCGGAGUGGCUGCUAGCGGCGGCGGCGGCGCUCCUCCUGCAGCUCAACCCUCCAGUCCCACAGGCUUCCUGCCCUCCCAGCUGCUGGACCACAGCCUCAGCUCCACAGGCUGGUCGACCCCGCCCAUGUUCCAGGCUCCGCCCCUGCAGCCGCCGCCACCCGGCCGCCAGACCACCACGCCGGCGCCCAGCUCUGCAGCCAACGCAGGAUCUAAAGACAUGUCUGUGUGGUUCGACCUGUUUGCUGACCUGGACCCUCUCUCUAACCCGGACGCCAUCGGACGCUCCCCGGACCAGCUGCUCAACGCCUGAACACCCCACCGUGUGUGUGUGUGUGUGUGUCUGAGUGUGUGUGUGUGUGUGUGUGUGUGUGUGUGUGUGUGUGUGUGUGUGUGUGUGUGUGUGUGUGUGUGUGUUCUCUCACAGGAUGUGGAGGUUUUCCCGUUGAAGUAAAGGAGAGAUGUGUGUGUGGAGAAAGAAACUAUCAGCUGAUUGUAAAAUGUUUCCUCAGCAGCUGUUAGUGACUCACACACAUACACACACACACACACACA